CUUCUUCGCAUUCAAAACCCCUUCAAUUCAAAUCAAGGGAACUUGCUAGGCUUCAUUCUCUGUUUCAAAGAAGAAGAUGGCUCGUAACGAAGAGAAGAGGCAAUCCACGCUGAACCGCUUCGUCGAGAUGCAAGCGGAGGAGAAAAGAAAGCCCAAGGAGCGUCGUCCCUUCUUGGCUUCCGAGUGCCGCGAUCUCUCCGAGGCUGACAAGUGGCGCCAGCAAAUCAUGCGCGAGAUUGGUCGCAAAGUCGCCGAGAUCCAGAACGAGGGUCUCGGCGAGCACCGUCUCCGCGAUCUCAAUGACGAGAUUAACAAACUAAUUCGCGAGAAAUCGCAUUGGGAACGGCGGAUUGUUGAACUCGGCGGUCCCAAUUACACCAAGCACUCCGCCAAAAUGACUGACCUCGACGGUAACAUCGUUGAUGUCCCCAACCCUGGGGGCCGUGGCCCCGGCUACCGAUACUUCGGUGCCGCCAAAAAACUCCCCGGCGUUCGGGAACUCUUCGAGAAACCGCCGGAACUUCGAAAGCGCCGCACGCGCUAUGACAUUUAUAAGCGAAUUGAUGCGAGCUAUUAUGGUUACCGUGAUGAUGAGGAUGGUGUGUUGGAGCGGCUUGAGGCGCCGGCGGAGGAUGCUAUGCGGCGUGCGGCUGCGGAGGAGUGGCGGCGUGUGGAUGAGGUUAGGAGGGAGGCGAGGAGGGGAGUGAAGAGCGGGAAGGUUGUGGAGGUGACAGCGGUGGCGAGGGAGUUGCUGAAGGAGGAGGAGGAGGAUGUGGUGGAGGAGGAGAGGGAGAGGGAGAGAGAGAGGAGGGAGAGGUUGGAGGAGGAGGAGAGGAGGGAGUUUGUGGUGCACGUUCCUUUGCCGGAUGAGAAGGAGAUUGAGAGGAUGGUGCUGGAGAAGAAGAAGAUGGAUCUGUUGAGUAGGUAUGUGAGUGAGGGGCUCAUGGAGGAGCAGAGUGAGGCCAAGGACAUGCUCAACAUUCAGCGCUAGGAACAUACUACCAGUUUCAAUUGCCUGGUGGGGUGGUGAAAGUUAUUUGAAGAUCCUCGUUCUAGCUGCACAAUACUAUUGACUUAAAACCUUUUCUUUAAGCUAAAAUUUGCAUAUUAGAAAUGUUGGAAGAGUUUAAAGGAUUUUCUGCCACAUUGUGGAUUCUUCCUGAUAAUAGUCUCUUUCUAGAUCGCCAACGUUUAAUCACAGCCGUCAUUAGACUCCACAUUGUUCUCUGUCCAUGGUAUAAAUAAUUUACAGAAAACAAGUAAAUUAAGAGAACAGUUGUUGAAGUGCCUCCAGUUAGGAUGAAGGGCACCAUGAAGCUGCCAGGGCUAAGACUAGUAGUUUCUGCACCUGGGUCUACAUCUUUGCAUUCUUCUGAUGCAAGCAUACUGUUUUCUAGAUCACGUAGUGUGCCAUUUUCAGAUAUGUUUAGUAGGGCUUGGUUUACACCAUGAAUCAAUGGCG
Molecule: messenger RNA, 1462 nt
Organism: Abrus precatorius (Indian licorice)
Lineage: Eukaryota; Viridiplantae; Streptophyta; Magnoliopsida; Fabales; Fabaceae
Product: pre-mRNA-splicing factor ISY1 homolog
Exons: 2
Coding region: 77-991 (304 amino acids)
Biological process (GO): mRNA 3'-splice site recognition; generation of catalytic spliceosome for second transesterification step
Cellular component (GO): Prp19 complex; post-spliceosomal complex; post-mRNA release spliceosomal complex
Source: RefSeq, a predicted model, not a curated record